This is a messenger RNA of Magnolia sinica, 1960 nucleotides long. RefSeq names its product alpha-galactosidase-like. Gene Ontology annotation, molecular function: hydrolase activity, hydrolyzing O-glycosyl compounds. The record is from RefSeq and is a predicted model, not a curated record. The transcript is spliced from 13 exons. The coding region runs from base 199 to 1425 and encodes 408 amino acids. Gene Ontology annotation, biological process: carbohydrate metabolic process. NCBI's taxonomy places the organism in Eukaryota, Viridiplantae, Streptophyta, Magnoliopsida, Magnoliales, Magnoliaceae.
GACAAUCUGUAAAAAUUUUAUCCUUUUCUAGUUUUAAGUAGGGUGAGGCUAGAGAGAGAGAGAGAGAGAGGAAAUGCCCCACACCUAUCCGAUUUCAAUCUCUUUCGUUCCUUCAGCCCCCAAAACUCAAGCUUCCCAUUUUCAAAUUCUCUAGAGAGAGAGAGAAAGAGAGGAUCGGUAUACAUUACAGUACCAGUAAUGGAGGGGAUAGUGGGUUUCCUAUGUGGUAUUUGGUUGCUUUUACUCGUCCACUGCAUUGAAGCAUCAUCGUUGCUUUCAAACAGUAGCAGCAGCAGUGAACAUCAUCACGACGUCUACACGACAUUCCUGCUUGCCAAUGGAGUCGGCCGUACUCCUCCAAUGGGAUGGAACAGCUGGAAUCACUUUCAGUGUCAUAUCGAUGAAUGGACGGUUAAGAGAACCGCUGAUGCUCUGGUUUCAACGGGUUUGGCUGCACUUGGAUACAAAUAUGUAAAUAUCGAUGAUUGUUGGGGAGAAGCGAGUAGGGAUUCAAGAGGGAACCUUGUGGCCCGAGCCUCUACUUUUCCUUCUGGCAUCAAAGCUCUAGCAGACUAUGUUCACAGCAGAGGUUUGAAGCUUGGGAUAUACACAGAUGCAGGUUACACAACUUGCAGCAAAACCAUGCCAGGCUCCCUAGGGCAUGAAGUGCAAGAUGCGAGAACAUUCGCCUCAUGGGGUGUCGAUUAUUUGAAGUACGAUAACUGUUACCAUGAUGGAUCAAGGCCUCAAUACAGGUAUGCAAGGAUGAGUUACGCAUUACGGAAGGUUGGCCGACCCAUUUUAUACUCUAUAUGUGAAUGGGGUGAACAGAAUCCAGCAACAUGGGCUGGUAGCUUUGGAAAUGCAUGGAGAACAACAGGCGACAUUCAAGACAAGUGGGAGAGUAUCACAACAAUUGCCGAUGAAAACAACAAAUGGGGAAGAUUUGCAGGUCCAGGAAGAUGGAAUGAUGCUGACAUGUUGGAAGUAGGCAAUGGAGGAAUGAGUUUAGAGGAGUAUCGCUCUCACUUCAGUAUAUGGGCACUUAUGAAGUCUCCUUUACUCAUCGGCUGUGACAUCCGAUUUGCAAGCAGACAGACUCUUGCAAUCCUCAGAAAUAAGGAGGUGAUUGAUGUUAAUCAAGAUCCACUUGGAAUUCAAGGGAGGAAAAUUAGAUCAUUGGCUGGUCUCGAGGUUUGGGCAGGAGCCUUGUCAGGGAGACGGAUAGCCAUUGUGUUAUGGAACAGAAGUGGUUCUCAGGCUCCCAUAACAGUGGGUUGGAGGGAAAUUGGACUCUCCCCAUAUACACCUGUAGUAGUCAGAGACUUGUGGGUGCAUUCAUAUGUGUCAAAGAGUUUGCGUUUCCGGCUGACGGCGUUUGUUGGUCCUCGUUCUUGUAAGAUGUAUGUACUCACCCCAGCAUGAAUUGUAUGAAUGAAGAAGAAGAAGAAAGAAGGAGCCUGCCUACAAUUUAGUAAAGAGGAAUUUUAGGAUCCCAUUUCUUUAGAUUUCAGUUUGUUUCAAGUGAGUUCAAUGAAAUAAUCCCGACUGCUGGGUCUAUUAAGGCCCACUGUGGAUGGACCCUGCCCUGAAAAUAUCGUCAAUAGGAUAAUUCCGACCAUUCAAUUUGUCACCUGCUGGUAGAUGGCUGAAACUAAAUGUAGCAAUGGUCCAUCUUCAACUUAGAAAAGGCCCGUAAUUGGUGGCUUGAUUCUUCUGAACUGGGAGAUCUGUUUCAGCAUGAUCUAUCUAGGGUGUGCUCAAUGGACUGAUCGUCUGGAUAGCUGAAUGAUUGGGACCCACUUGUACAAACUGAAAAACCCAGUAUAGUGCGCAAAUCCUUGUGCCGGGCAUCAUUGAAAUCCUCUUUAUUAAGUAAAUGAUAAAUAAUGCAGUAGAUUUCCAUAAAAUAAUUAGUAAUAAUGCACUACAUAUAAAUUGUGCAUUUUAUUAUUUUUUU